Molecule: messenger RNA, 1833 nt
Organism: Orbicella faveolata
Lineage: Eukaryota; Metazoa; Cnidaria; Anthozoa; Scleractinia; Merulinidae
Biological process (GO): calcium ion import across plasma membrane
Cellular component (GO): plasma membrane
Molecular function (GO): calcium channel activity; protein binding
Source: RefSeq, a predicted model, not a curated record
CCAAGCAGCCAAAAGCAGCUCCAAUAAGCUUGGUGAAACUGACUGAAGAGUUUAAAAUGCAGGUGAGGUUAUGAUUGCGGAGUAAUGAGUAACAAUGGUCUAAAGAAUGAUCGCUGGUGGUUCAGCUUGAUGAUAACAAAAAGCAGAGGGGUAAAUUAUCUGUAAUGAGUUAUUUGGACAUGAAGCGUUUCGAUAGAGCCUGAAAGAACUGUAUGUUGUCAGGUGACGGUUGAAUUUGCACUCUGUCAAGGUUAACGGCAAAAUAAAAAGGUUCAUUUGGUCAUUACGUUGGUGGCUGGCGAUCAAGUAAUCCAUUGUUUAUCAGAUGAUGCUUAUUAUUGAGACCAUCUUACCUUUAAAACUUUUUAACAACUCCACCAUGCAUUACCUUAAAUUUUGUCAUUGUAGUUUUUGUGUGUUUGGCUUGCUUCGUGUUUUUCUUUUCUUUUUUUUUCUGUUGCUUUCUCACUUCGUUAAAUAUCGACAGAAAACCAUCGUGGCCGUACUGGAUUGCCUUAUUUCUCCUCGUUGGCCACACCCACCAUGUCUACCAUCUGACAUUGUCCCGUGCCUGUCAUGGGAACAGCUUCAGGAUACACCCACUCACUUUCAAGUGACCUAUGACAUCCUGGAGAGUGACGUCAACGGCAGAUUCCCGGAUGAUGCUGAAUAUGAGUAUACGCCCAAAUCUUGUUACUACAAUUUGGCGAAGCACUGUCAACAGACAUUGAAUAAGGAAAUUUUAAACCACGUUGUGAUCAAGCUGUUGACAGAAAGAAAAUGGAACAAAUAUGCUUCGUUCUGGUUCAGGGUUAGAGGAUUGAAUUAUUUGAUUUUCCUGGCGGUCCUUUGUACCGAUUUCAUGUUAGCUGCGACGUCAGUGCGUCCAGUGGAUCAUCAGACACCAAGUUCCUUUACAUUUCUUGAAGGUUGGGCUAUCGCUAUGACAUUAUGGUUUCUGCUCGAUGAACUCUCAGAAUUACAAAGAGAGCCACUUGCCUACAUCAAAGAUGUCUUUAACUAUUUGGAUCUGUCAGGAUACUCUCUAAUUCUUGUGACCUACGUGAUCAGAUUUUUUGGAAAUGGCGCAGAGUGGACAUUUGCUUCUUUGGCGAUCUUUAUUAACUUCAUUGGUAUUUUUAAAUAUGCAGGGUUUGAUCGAAACAUCGGUCUGUACAUAAAAUGCCUUGGGAAGGUCGUUUACAAGGACAUUCCAAGAUUUCUGGUCGUGUUCUGGGUCAUUUUGAUGACAUUUUCAGUCUCAUUCUACAUGGCUAUGAGAGCGGAGAAUGGCACAGUUACAGGCCGAGUACUCAAUAACAACACGCUCAGAAAUGAAAUUUCAUGCACGACUAGCGUAGGAUGCGUGAUUUUGGCUGGUGUGAUGACCUGGCUCGAAGGAUCGUCCAUUGUUCGUAAUCUGUCAGAAGUUGGAUGGCUAGGAGCACUGCUGACCGUCGUAUUCAUGAUGAGUGUGACAAUAAUUUUGUUGAACAUCCUGAUCGCUCAACUUUCGCUGACUUACGAGCUGGUCCAGGAGGAGUCACUGAAUUCAUUCAUUGCGCUGAGAAUGCAGGCCGUGGCGACUAUUGAAUGGCAGAGCAGGUUUAAGUUUUGGGUAGGUAUUCAUGAUGCGAUAAAAAGCUAUAAAGGAAAAAAUGUAACAAAAGUAAGAAAAAUAUCGUGCGUCCGAAGCCAGUUAUCGCUGGGAACUAACUCUUCUGUAUUGUCAAAAAUUAUUAGGAUACUUUUGACUUCUUGUUCAAAACGUUUUUGCUCAUGAAACGCCCCACUGGCAAGGCUCAAUAAAGUAUGUAGGUAUUUCUGUUUACU